This is a messenger RNA of Nyctereutes procyonoides (raccoon dog), 1434 nucleotides long. RefSeq names its product potassium voltage-gated channel modifier subfamily S member 2 (gene KCNS2). The record is from RefSeq and is a predicted model, not a curated record. Gene Ontology annotation, cellular component: voltage-gated potassium channel complex; membrane. Gene Ontology annotation, biological process: regulation of delayed rectifier potassium channel activity; potassium ion transmembrane transport; protein homooligomerization. Gene Ontology annotation, molecular function: voltage-gated potassium channel activity; protein binding. The transcript has a single exon. Bases 1 to 1434 code for a protein of 477 amino acids. Lineage: Eukaryota; Metazoa; Chordata; Mammalia; Carnivora; Canidae.
AUGACCCGCCAGAGCCUGUGGGACGCGUCUGAGGCCAACGUCGAAGAUGGAGAGAUCCGCAUCAACGUGGGAGGCUUCAGGCGGCGGCUGCGCUCGCGCACGCUGCUGCGCUUCCCCGAGACGCGCCUGGGCCGCCUGCUGCUCUGCCACUCGCGCGAGGCCAUCCUGGAGCUCUGCGACGACUACGACGAGGUCCAGCGCGAGUUCUACUUUGACCGCAACCCCGAGCUGUUCCCCUAUGUGCUGCAUUUCUACCACACCGGCAAGCUGCACGUCAUGGCGGAGCUGUGCGUCUUCUCCUUCAGCCAGGAGAUCGAGUACUGGGGCAUAAACGAGUUCUUCAUCGACUCCUGCUGUAGCUACAGCUACCACGGCCGCAAAGUGGAGCCGGAGCAGGAGAAGUGGGACGAGCAGAGCGACCAGGAGAGCACCACGUCCUCCUUCGAUGAGAUCCUGGCUUUCUACAACGACGCCUCCAAGUUUGACGGGCAGCCGCUGGGCAACUUCCGCAGGCAGCUGUGGCUGGCGCUGGACAACCCCGGCUACUCGGUCUUGAGCAGGAUCUUCAGUGUCUUGUCUAUCCUGGUGGUGCUGGGGUCCAUCAUCACCAUGUGCCUGAACAGCCUGCCAGACUUCCAGAUACCUGACAGCCAGGGCAACCCUGGAGAGGACCCCAGGUUCGAAAUUGUGGAGCAUUUUGGUAUUGCCUGGUUCACGUUUGAGCUGGUGGCCAGGUUUGCUGUGGCCCCUGACUUCCUCAAGUUUUUCAAGAACGCCCUAAACCUCAUUGACCUCAUGUCCAUCGUCCCCUUUUACAUCACUCUGGUAGUGAAUCUGGUGGUGGAGAGUACACCGACCUUGGCCAACUUGGGCAGGGUGGCCCAGGUCCUGAGGCUGAUGAGGAUUUUUCGCAUCUUGAAGCUGGCUAGACACUCCACUGGCCUCCGCUCCCUGGGGGCCACCCUGAAAUACAGCUACAAAGAAGUAGGGCUGCUGUUGCUCUAUCUCUCUGUGGGGAUUUCUAUCUUCUCCGUUGUGGCCUACACCAUUGAAAAGGAGGAGAAUGAGGGCCUCACCACCAUCCCCGCCUGCUGGUGGUGGGCCACCGUCAGUAUGACCACUGUGGGGUAUGGGGAUGUGGUCCCAGGAACUACGGCAGGGAAGCUGACUGCCUCUGCCUGCAUCCUGGCAGGUAUCCUGGUGGUGGUGCUGCCCAUUACCUUGAUCUUCAAUAAGUUCUCCCACUUUUAUCGGCGCCAAAAGCAACUUGAGAGUGCCAUGCGCAGCUGUGACUUCGGAGAUGGAAUGAAGGAGGUCCCUUCCAUCAAUUUAAGGGACUACUAUGCCCAUAAAGUUAAAUCCCUCAUGGCAAGCCUGACGAAUAUGAGCAGGAGCUCACCAAGUGAACUAAGUUUAAAUGAUUCCCCACAUUAG